Molecule: messenger RNA, 4345 nt
Organism: Punctularia strigosozonata HHB-11173 SS5
Lineage: Eukaryota; Fungi; Basidiomycota; Agaricomycetes; Corticiales; Punctulariaceae
Exons: 11
Coding region: 1-4251 (1416 amino acids)
Biological process (GO): sister chromatid cohesion
Cellular component (GO): chromatin; nucleus; cohesin complex
Molecular function (GO): chromatin binding
Source: RefSeq, a predicted model, not a curated record
AUGUCCGACACAGAUACCCCCUCGGCACCGCGCCGCUCCCAGCGCGAACGCAAGCAGGCUCAGCCAUUCAAUGCCCCAACCAGCUCACUCGAGAGUGCAGGCAAGCGGAAACGCGACGACGCCGACGUCGACACCGAUGAGGAUGGCGAAGAGUCAGACGGAGGAGAUGCUGCCGCCGAGGAGGAGGCCGAAUACGACGCGCCGAAGAAGCAGCCCAAGGCAACGCCCAAAGCUAAGAAGAAGCGUGUUGCGGCAGAGGGGGAGGCAGCAGCCCCGACCCCAAAGAAAUCGCGUACGACCAGGGCUCCGGGAACUACAAAGACUGCGGUACCUAAAGGCGCACGAAGGGGACGCAAGGCGCAAACAAGGGCUGACGACGCGUUCGACCCGGAAGCGGUCGCAAAAGAGUCCAAAAUCAAUCCGGAUAAUCAUCUAUUCAACGCGAUCAUGAACCCAUCAUCUGCGCUCCAGUCCAAGGUGGAAGACUUCCUUGAAUCGCUUGCCCAGACCCCCGGGCCCGCCCAAGCAGAACUCAUCAGCUGCAUCCUUCGCGCCUGCGGCUGCAACGACGUUGUGGACGAGCACAUGGCCGUCGACUACGACGGCGUCGUUGACGCUCUCGAUAAUAUGACAGAGGCUAUCAAGCAGGACGACACCAUACCCUACCCGCUCACUUCCAAGCUUGCUAUCUUCAAGCGCUUCAGACGCUCGCUCUCCGAGUUUUUGUCCCGCCUCAUCGUGUCCGCACACGACCUCGACUCGCUCUACACCACCGAUAUCAUGUCCACGCUCCAGACCUGGGUUGUGGCCAUGUCUUCGUCGCCCGUUAGGUCCGUGCGACACACUGCGACGGUGGUGGCGCUAGAGAUGGAGAGCGCCCUGUGUGAAGUAGCAGCGAGGGUGGAGAAGGAGGCCGAGAUCGUCGCUCGGCAACGUGAAGGCGAGCGCAAGCGCAAAGGCAAAGAAAAAAGCAAAGAGACGAACAAGGAUCUCGAGGCCAGAGCCGACGAAAUCCGCCAGCGCAGGGAUGCGCUCGCGGAGUACCUCAAGGAGAUCAUCGAUGGCGUUUUCGUCCACCGUUACCGUGACCUUGACCCGCUCAUUCGAUCCGAAUGCGUCCGUUCUUUGGGACGCUGGUUCUCGCUACAUCCCUCCCACUUCCUUGACUCCUCUUACCUCCGCUACAUCGGUUGGGUCCUCUCCGACUCCUCAACGCCGGUCCGAUUGUCCGCCUUACAUGCCCUUUCCGAGGCUUACAAGCAGGAGGAGUACAUCAGCUCUAUGCACCACUUCACGGAACGAUUCUCGCCUCGCCUCCUCGAGAUGGCGCGGCGGGACACGGAGACCGGCGUAAGGGUGGCCGCGGUGGAGAUCUUGGAGGCCAUCGAUGGACAUGGGCUACUCGACGAGGAGAAGAGGGAGAGGCUUUGCGUGUUGGUGUAUGAUCGGGAGCCGCGAGUUAGGAGGGUGGUGAGCGGGUUCGUGCAGGGCGUAUGGUCGGAGAAGGUCGAGGAGCGGCUGGUGGGGCGCAAAGCCGACGAAGCGGAGAAAAAGAUGGCGGGGGUGAAGGCCCUGGCCGAGCUACUGGUUGAGUGGGGGAGGGCCUUGGACCGGGAGGGAAAGGAGACGGAGGAGGACACCAGCAGCGCCCUGGAUCAGGACGUAGACGCAGACGAGAGUAGCCAGGGACAAUCGGCGGUUCAAGGAACGGGGUGGACAAAGAAGAAGGCGAUCGCCAGGUUGCUUUCAUCAGAACAACGCGGCCGUACAGCUCUCGCGGUCGAAGCGUUGUACGAUGAAAUCGAGGUCGUGAGCGACUGGGAAGCCCUGCUCGACAUACUGUUGCUUGACCAUUCGGCUGUUGGUAACGGGGAAGCAGCACCCCGUGGGAAGGCGAGAUCCAAGAAAGGGACGGGCAAGGGGAGCCAGGAGAAGGGGCCCGAGAAAGUGGUCGACGAGGCGUGGCGACUGGAGGAAGUGGAAGAGAGCGUGGUUCUUGAGGCGCUAGUUGCUGCAUUGAGAAAAGCCAAGGCGGAGAGUUCCAGCACAACGAAAAAGGGCGAGGAAGACACUGUCUCAGCGAACAUUACUCGUGCGCUCAUCAAGGGCCUCCCGCUCCUUUUCGUCAAGAACCAGACAGACGAAAAGCGAAUCGCGCAGGUGCUACUCAUUCCGCAGCUCAUGGACCUCGACAUGUACCUCGAAAUGAGGAUGAUGACGGCGUACUCUAGCCUAUGGGACGACGUGACGAAGCAGUUCACCUCGCAGUCUUCGCCUACUGUCUUGAAGCACGCAGCGGGUACCAUUCGCCAUCUCACCAACGCUACGUCCCUCGCCAACGCCAACUCGACCAAAGUACUGGAAUUGGAGGACGACCUGGCGAGCGCAUUGAGGAAUGCGGUGGCGGGGAAGGAGGAUCUGGAGGUAGCGAGCCUUGAAGGAGAUGAGGUGCUGAGUCUCGGCGCAAUGUGUGCACGGAUAUCUAUCCUCGCGGGGGUCAGGGAUAUAGUGGGCUGGAUGGAAGAGGACGAAGGAGGGAAGCAGAGCAAACCGUGGGACAUAGUUUGCGCGUUGGCGGAACGAGGCCGUCUUGGGUAUAAGGAAGAGGAGGCGAUGGUAAGCAGCGCUCUCGAAGUGCUCUCGUUCCACGUGAUGUGGAAAUCGAGAAGGUUAACAACCGCAGACGAGCCAACGCCUGAGGAUGUUACGUUCAAGGAGGCCCUUGAAACGCAGCGCAAUAUGCUGGUAGAGAAACUGCUUGAGUACGCCGUCGGCACCCAGUCCAACACGGCAGAAUUGGUAAAACGAACUGCCUUCACCUGGUUGCUGAACAUUCACAACCUCUUCCAUCCUGCCGGACCAGAUGCAACCGGGUUACGGCUCGCGCUCGGUUCGAUGGCGCUGCCUAUGGAGGAUGAAGUACAAUAUCGGUGCGCCGGAUAUAUCCAAGCGGAGAUCGAGCGUUACGCAGAGGAUAUCGAAGGGGAUGGGGAUUCCGAUGAGGAGGAGUCGGAUAAGUCCGACGACGAGGAGGAAACGCCUAGGAAAGCGUCCAAAAGCAAAAGGCGGAAGACCAUUGCAUCUACCCGAGACGCCGAAAGGUCAGACCGGGAUCGUCUUGAGGAAGAAUACGUCUUCCUUGAAGUCAUCUCUAUUGUUUUGCGAUCGAUCACUCUGCGUGUCAUGCACGUUCGCCAUGGUGCCCUCAUCUUGGCCCAUUAUGGCAGACUCGGACCCGUCUUCGAUCAAUGCUCAAAAACGAUUAUUGACGUGCUCAAGGAAGAGGGCAUGUAUAGGGAAAACGGAGCGGUCGUGGUAGAGGUCGUCACCCGAGCGAUGGAAGAGUCAUUCAAGCUCGUGCUUGACGGCCUUGAGAAGACCGUUGAUCACUGUGUCGCCCUCGCCAAAGUCCUGGCGACGUGUUUCCUGGUUCGUGGAGCACAACUCUCUGUCUUGCGCAAGCUCGAUGCUUCGUUCAUCGUCGAAAUCCAUACCACCCUGCUCUCCUGGCUCGGCAAAAGGCUCGGCGCGUACGAGUCAAGCAAGAACAAGCGCUUGCUUGAGACCACUAUUUCUCUCUUCAGGCCACUUGCAUCGUUGGUUAUAGGCGUCGACAGCCAAGAUGCACUGAAUAUCAAAGCACAUUUAGACCAAAUCAUUGCUCAGGCGAAACUAGAGAUAUCACCCACGGCGAAGGCCUGGGAAGCGGCUCGCGCGUACGAGAAGAGACUCAGCACGGCAAUGUCCAAGGAGAAGGGUGCCCUCGGUAAUGCGCGGAAGGGUCGACGAAAGAAUGCCAAAUCUGCGGAGGAGGUUAUCACAGAUGAGGAAGGCUUGGGAAAUGCAGCAGAGCCUGAGGAAGUGCUGGCCGUGCGGGAAAAGUCCCGCCCCAAGCCUCGUCCCAGGCGAGCUGCGCGAUUGGCAAACGCUAGCACCACCUCGAACGCGGACGCAGUGGAGGAGGAAGAGGUCGGCGAGACGCCGGAGGAGGAACAGACGCCCACUCGGAAGCGUCCAUCAACUCGCAAGCCCAGGACACCGGCGAAGAGAGUUAACACACCUCCGGUGUCAGGAUCGCUCAGCAAUGGACAUCUGCAAUCCUCAACGCGAGCGCGCAAGCGCGGUCGUUCGCCGGAAGAGGAGGCUCGCGAAAGUGCGGAACCUGAAGCUCUGUCUUUGCCCUCAUCACCCGCCUCCCAGGCGACUCAGCUCAAUGAAGUUGUAAUAAAGCGAAAACGCGCCCGUCAUUAAAACAUAUGAGAGAGAGAGAGAGAGGGUGUAGACAUUAUUUGUCAUCUUUAUUCUGCUCAUGUUGUCGCUUUGCUAUCUCCCGCAAUCAUGUAAA